GAUCCCGUCCGCUCCUGAUUUGUCUGCAAUCUUGUUGUAGUCCCCCUGGAUCCAGAUAAUGGAGCUUUUGCUGUGUCUGCUGAUCCUCAGCUCAGUGGCUCUGAAGGAAGCUGUUGGUGGAGAUGUGUGUGUGUCGGGUCAUGACAGUGGGCCAGUGUUUGAAGAACAGCCAAACAGUUCAAUUUACCCAGAGGGCCUGAGUGAAGGCAAAGUGACCCUCAGCUGCCAGGCCAGAGCCAGUCCAGCUGCUUCCUACAGAUGGCUCGUGAAUGGCACUGAUGUCCCGCUCGGUUUGGACCUCCGUUACACCCUGGUGGCUGGCAACCUGGUGAUCAGCAGCCCUGAGUCUGUUCGAGACACGGGCUCAUACCAGUGUCUGGCCAUCAACCGCUGUGGAAUCAUCAUCAGCAGAGCAGCUAACCUCAAAUUUGGCUACCUCCAUGACUUCCCUCCAGACAGCAGGAGUCCUCAGACAGCAUAUGAGGGCAAAGGAACUUUCCUGGCCUGCCAGCCACCUCCACAUUACCCAGCUUUGUCCUACCGCUGGCUCAUCAACGAGUUUCCCAACUUCAUCAAAAAAGACGACGGCCGUAGGUUUGUGUCGCAGGUAACGGGGAACCUGUAUGUGGCUAAAGCAGAGCCAAACGACACAGGGAAAUACUUCUGCUUCACAACCAUCAACCUGGACAUCAGCACCAAGAGCACCUUCAGCACAGCCAACCAGCUCACUGUACUGCCUGAUGCCAAUCCGAGGAAGUCAUCUCCAAGCAUUAAAGUGCGCUUCCCAGCAGAGACGUACGCCCUAGCAGGACACACCACCCAGUUAGAGUGCUUUGCCUAUGGAAACCCAGUUCCCAAACUGCGAUGGAGGAAGGUGGAUGGCCUGAUGCCGUCCAAGUCAGGCUCCUCUGCAGAGGGUCCCACCCUCAUCCUGCCAGAACUCUCCUUUGAUGAUGAGGGUGUUUAUGAGUGUGAAGCCUACAACUCAGAGGGAAGUGAUACAUACCAGGGACGCAUCAUUGUGCAAGCUCAGCCAGAGUGGUUGCAGGUGAUGAGCGACUCAGAGGUGGAGAUCAGUUCAGAGCUGCACUGGAGUUGUAUUGCUGCUGGAAAACCACGACCCUCCGUACGCUGGCUACGCAAUGGACAGCCACUCAGCACACAGGACCGUUUGGAGGUGAAUGGAGCUCGUCUUAAGAUCAGUAACCUGGCCCUGGAGGAUUCUGGAAUGUACCAGUGUGUGGCUGAAAACAAACACGGCACCAUCUACUCCACUGCUGAGCUAAGAGUUCAAGUUCAGGCCCCAGACUUCAGAUUGAAUCCAGUACGAAAGCUGAUCCCAGCAGCCAGAGGGGGGCAGGUGAUGAUAGAGUGUCGCCCUCGAGCUGCCCCGAAGCCCAGCCUGUUCUGGAGCCGUGGGACGGAGCUGCUCACUAACAGCAGCAGAGUCACAGUAACUUCAGAUGGAAUCUUGUGGAUCCACAACAUCAGCAGGGCAGAUGAAGGGAAAUACACCUGUUUCGCUGAAAACUACCUGGGUAAAGCCAACAGCACUGGACACCUGUCUGUCAGAGAUGCCACUAAGAUCACGCUGGCUCCCUCCAAUGCUGACAUCAAUCAGGGGGAGAAUGUGACACUGCAAUGCCAUGCCUCCCACGACCCCACCAUGGACCUAACCUUCACCUGGGCCCUCAAUGGGGUCCUGCUGGACGUGGAGGACUCUGCCGGGCAGUACCACCGGGUGGAGGGGAAGGAAAACAUUGGUGAUCUGUUGCUUGUGAACACUCAGCUGAGUCAAGCAGGGAUAUACACCUGCACAGCUCAGACUGUGGUGGACAGCGCCGCAGCCUCGGCUAAACUAGUGGUUCGGGGCCCCCCAGGACCUCCCGGAGGUUUACUGGUGAAGAACGUCGCUGAGACAUCGGUGGAGCUCAGGUGGAGUCGUGGCUAUGAUAAUCACAGUCCCAUAGGCAAAUAUAUCAUCAUGGGCCGAUCACCACUGUCAUCCCAGUGGAGGAAAAUGAGGACAGACCCAGUGAACAUCGAGGGGAACGCAGAGUCAGCUCGUGUGAUUGGACUGAUGCCCUGGAUGGACUAUGAAUUCCAGGUCAUCGCCAGCAACAUCCUGGGCAGCGGAGAGCCCAGCAUGCCCUCACACACCAUUCGCACACAGCAAGCAGCUCCCACAGUGGCCCCCAGUGGACUUACAGGAGGAGGAGGAGACCGCAAUGAACUCAUUGUUACCUGGACGCCCAUGGCCAGAGAGUACCAGAACGGGGACAGCUUUGGCUACGUCCUGGCAUUUAGGAAGAAGGACACAUCAUCAUGGACAGUGGUGCGCAUUCCUCACGUGGAGUCAUCCCGUUAUGUUUACUACAAUGAAAGCCUGACACCCUACAGUCCCUUUGAGGUGAAGAUUAAAGCCUAUAACCGCAGAGGAGAAGGUCCCUUCAGCCAGAUCGCUGUGGUUCACUCUGCAGAGGAAGAGCCAACAGUGGGACCGUCAAACAUUAAUGCCACAGCACUGACCGCCUUUGAGAUCCAGGUUUCAUGGGAGCCUGUCCAGCAGCAGAGCACCAACGGCAUCCUCAGAGGAUACGAGAUCCGGUACUGGCGGCAGCAUGAAAGGGAAGCAGCGGCAGACCGGGUCAGGACAGCAGGAUUGGAAACAACAGCCAGAGUCUCUGGACUUCGACCCAGCACUCGAUACCACGUUGCUGUACUGGCAUACAACAGCGCUGGCACCGGGCCGCCCUCACCACGCACAACCGUCACCACCAGGAAACCACCUCCUAAUCGUCCUCCUGGCAAUGUGUCAUGGAAGACAGAUGGCUCAUGGGUAAUGGUGCGGUGGGACCAUGUGAAGGCCAUGCACAACGAGUCAGCUGUACUGGGCUACAAAGUCCUUUACAAACAUGAGGGCCAGACAGCACUGAAGGUUCUGGACAAGGUAAAGACGUCAGUGAGCCUGCCGCUGCCAAAAGACAAUGGUUACGUUGUGUUGGAGAUUCGGUCCUGGGGAGAGGGCGGGGAUGGGCCAGCACACGAGAUCAUUGUGUCCCGUGACUCAGGAACUGGUAUGAUGGUACAGAACGAGGCCUCCUCCAGGCUGUGCAGUCACCCUCUGCACCACCUCACUGGCUUGGGUCUCCUCACUCUUGUGUGUUUGUCUGGCCUGUGA
Messenger RNA from Xiphias gladius (swordfish), 3181 nucleotides. It is a transcript of the gene cntn2, whose product is annotated as contactin 2. Bases 59 to 3181 code for a protein of 1040 amino acids. The record is from RefSeq and is a predicted model, not a curated record. The transcript has 22 exons. Gene Ontology annotation, biological process: brain development; cell-cell adhesion. Gene Ontology annotation, molecular function: cell-cell adhesion mediator activity. Lineage: Eukaryota; Metazoa; Chordata; Actinopteri; Istiophoriformes; Xiphiidae.